This is a messenger RNA of Nicotiana attenuata, 669 nucleotides long. RefSeq lists its product as uncharacterized. The record is from RefSeq and is a predicted model, not a curated record. NCBI's taxonomy places the organism in Eukaryota, Viridiplantae, Streptophyta, Magnoliopsida, Solanales, Solanaceae. Bases 1 to 669 code for a protein of 222 amino acids. The transcript is spliced from 5 exons.
AUGGGGGAACUGAAUUUCUUCUUAGAUGUACAAGUGAAGCAAGAAGCUGCUGAAGAGGGUCACUUCUGUAGCAGACCAGAUAUUGUUUUUAGUGUGGGUCUGUGUGUUGGGUUUCAAUCCAAUCCAAUGGAAUAUCAUCUGAAAGCUGCCAAGAGAAUCCUAAGAUAUCUCAAAGGGAUGCAGGACCUGGUUCUCUACUAUCCCUCGGUUGAUAACCUGGACUUGGUUGGAUAUGUUGAUGCUGAUUAUGUUGAAUAUCUGGUGGAUAGAAACAACACAUCUGGACUGACACAUUUUCUGAGCUUGAAUCCGGUACAACACAAGAGGACAAAGCACAUUAAUGUCAGACACCAUUUUCUCAGGGACAAUGCUGAAAAGGUUCUUAUUUGUUUGAAGUUCUGGAAGACGAAGGAUCAGGUAUACACAUAUGGUAGUUUCAGGACAAAAACAAGUAAGAGUGACUUUGCACUUCUAGGAGUCUUUGCUCAAAAGUUUCAAAAACCAUCACGGAACCUAGUUCCUGUGACUCAGAAGUCUUUGGUAGAUUUUGAUGGAAGUUUAACUAAAAGGGAACAUGGUAGAUCUAAUAUUCUAGAGCGUGAGGCUGAAGUUGUGGUUAGAUUUGUGGAAGUCUUGAAGGAUGGAGAAAUUGGUAAAUGUGAGGACUGA